AUGAUGUCGUCGAGAGAAAGAGCUAGAGUCAACAAUGCCGAGACUGCUUCUCCUUGGCCAGAUCAAGCAGCCAAAAUCCUCACACUCACCGAUCUCACCUCCCGACUUAAUUUCUUUCCACUCGCAGAACCACGGGAGUUCCAAGUGCACGAGAUGUGGGGGCUUGCGCAGCGGCUGACGGAGACAGGACGCUCUAAGCGUCAAGAGCUCACACAAAACUCCACAGGCAUAGAUUACCGUCACUAUCGGCCGAUAAAAGGCACCGACGUCGAGAGGGCCACCAGGGCCAUAUUCAAACUCCAAGCCAAAAGCGACGCAAACGACAUCUUCAAACGCAUCAUUCGAACCAACCUCGACGUCCUCAAACAUAUGAAACGCGUCUGUGACGAAGAGGAGGAAGCUCCACGAGUGGAGUUUUUCGAACUGGUCUGCCUUGGGCUCAACCAGAGAGAAGUGGUUGACGAUGGAGCCUUCAACGACCGGUAUGGCGAAGUGGCUCGCAGAUGGAAGGAGCACAAUGACUGGAGAAAGAUCUUGGAGGACGAGAUCCUGCUCUCGUGGAUAGCCGGAAAGCGACUUGAUAUUGUGGCACGAGCUAGGAUGCUCGUGGCCGGCGAGGAGCAAUUCGAGGAGUUGCUGGAGGAUUACAAUCAGCUGCGAGAGGAGAUGGCUCGUCUGGUGCUGAAGAUCAGCGCUGCCACAGGAGGGAAGGAGUUUUUGUUGCGACAUAAGAACGAGCUCUGGGACGUGGUGGAGGAGAGAUAG
Exophiala xenobiotica is the source of this 765-nucleotide messenger RNA. RefSeq lists its product as uncharacterized. The coding region runs from base 1 to 765 and encodes 254 amino acids. The transcript has 2 exons. The record is from RefSeq and is a predicted model, not a curated record. NCBI's taxonomy places the organism in Eukaryota, Fungi, Ascomycota, Eurotiomycetes, Chaetothyriales, Herpotrichiellaceae.